This is a messenger RNA of Haliotis rubra (blacklip abalone), 2237 nucleotides long. RefSeq lists its product as uncharacterized. The transcript is spliced from 9 exons. Gene Ontology annotation, molecular function: protein binding. NCBI's taxonomy places the organism in Eukaryota, Metazoa, Mollusca, Gastropoda, Lepetellida, Haliotidae. The coding region runs from base 64 to 2127 and encodes 687 amino acids. The record is from RefSeq and is a predicted model, not a curated record. Gene Ontology annotation, cellular component: Golgi apparatus.
UCGUUUCUCAUAUUACAGAUCAAAGAUUUUCAUUAUGUUCCACACAAGGAUCUACCACGAACAAUGAAAAUAAACACCACAUAUGAACACAACAACGCGAAACAGGAGCUCUCCUGUUCAUGGAGGGAGAUCCAGGCACUCCCAGCAUGCAAUGGCUGUCCUCGAACCCGACUGAAGCAUGCAGCGUGUGGGCACGGCGGUCAGGUCUACAUCUGCAGUGGGAAGGACAACACACUACCUCUGAAGGAUUUCUGGCGCUACCAUCUAGGUAGCGGAACAUGGGAACGUCUGACGUAUCGGGGAACAUCACUGCCACAUCUGCAGGGUCACACCAUCGUCUCACACAAGAGGAUGCUGUUGAUAUUUGGUGGGGAAUUCAGUGCAGGGACUGAGCCGCCAUUGUGGAUCUUUAACAUAGAUCAACUGUUUCUUCACAAGCCCUGCACCGAUGUCACCGUGCCUCAGCCAACCAGUCGAAGGGACCACUCGGCAGUGAUGCAUUGUGGGAUUAUGUACAUAUAUGGAGGCUUCGUGGAUCUGAGGGGGUCCAGCAGUGAACUAUGGGGGUAUCAUGCAGAUGAAGAUUACUGGCAAUUCAUUUCCCCAGCAUCGGCGGAGAUGCCUGGUGGUCGUCAUGGCCACAGCAGUGUCAUGCACUGCAACAGCAUGUGGAUGUUCGGGGGGCUGUGUGACCUCACCCUCAAGGCUGAUCUGUGGAGCUACCAUUUCUUGAGUCAGAAGUGGCAGAGGAUCAAGACAGUCCAAGGUCCCCCUCCUAUGACGGGUCACACAGCCGAUGUUGUGAGGGAGAGCAUGGUGGUUGUGGGCGGAGAGAACCAGGGGCAGCUGUACAGUGAUGUCUGGCUCUUCUACUUCAAUACAACUAUGUGGAGGAAGAUUGCCUUCCCCCCCAGUCCUCAUCAUCCUCUACCCUGCUCCCAGCAUGCAACAGUGUGUGUUUCCAGUAGCAACAGUCAAGAUGCAGGGGGAGAUAACUCUGUCAGGUGUUUCUCUGAAUCAGUAUUACAGAGCCCCAAGCCUGGUUCAAGUAAGAUCAAUGCUGGGCGUCCACGGACGAGCCCUUCAGUGACAACAGACACUCCACAGACGUCGUGGGUGUACCCUGUGAGGUCUGCCUCAAGAAACUGUGAUAUUCUCACCUUGGAAGACAGUAGUAUAAAUAAUGUACAGAUGACCGAGGUCAAAGGUCAUGAUUAUGCUCCGAGGUCAAAGGUCAUCACAGGUGACGACAAACGACCUUUACUGAGAUUUGUGUCUCGAGAUUCGAAUGAAAGUGUUGGAAUUGACAAUGUAGUGGACUGUACUGCAGAUGAAUCUCAGGUUCCUGUAAGUAAAACAUGCUCCGAUUUACCGGCCAAACCUCUUAAUACCAAAGAACAAUCUUCUGUUGUACAUACUCAUCAAGCUCCCAUGUCUUACUCAUGUGAAAGCCUCCGAACAACACCACCCAUUCCGAAUCAUCAUCAACCCGAUGGUGACACCACCCAUUCCCAUCUUCUGAUGACCUCGACACUGGUUCACACCAGUCCUGCAAAUCAUACUACCAUCAGAGCCACUUCUCUCAAAGCUAUUUACUCCAAGAACUGUGAUGAUUUGUAUAUUGAAGACAUUGAGCAACAACAGGUGUCGCCUGUUAAGGUGCCCAGUCCCUACAUCUUCACCAAGGGGUCGACACAGGUGUUACCAGAAGACUGGAUUGAGCUUGAGUCCUUUCAUAUAUCUGAAAUGGGCAGCUCUAUUGAAGGCCAGAGGUCAAGGUCGGGUCAUGACCUCAGCACGACCUUCAAUAGUCCAUUGUCAAGGGAUACAGCAUCUGUUCCAUGCUCAGGUGUGAAUAGUUCUCAGGAUAAUUGUGACGAUUGUGAUGUACAGGUGAAAGUUCCACCUGGAGGAUAUAAGAAAGUUCUUGUGACAGUAGCUACUCAGACAGGAAGUAACCUUGAUCUUGGACCUAGCAGCAUGGGUGAGAGGAUACCAUCUGUCCAACAAGAAGGAAUGGACUUGUUGGAUGGUGUGCCGUACCUGCUGGUGUUUGGCGGGAAAGUCAGGAAAAGACAACUCUGUCAACAGCCGAUCAACGUGUGGCGAUUUGACCUCACAGUCUGACAGGCAUCUAGCUUAACUUUUCCGCCAUGUAGGGCUCGGUGGAUUUCCCCAUCUGCUGUGAUUGUGUUGUGACCAUCCAGUGUAUUUAUUGUGUCCCCUCUGUCCGUAGA